This is a messenger RNA of Nanorana parkeri, 1992 nucleotides long. RefSeq names its product zinc finger protein 883-like. The transcript is spliced from 2 exons. The record is from RefSeq and is a predicted model, not a curated record. NCBI's taxonomy places the organism in Eukaryota, Metazoa, Chordata, Amphibia, Anura, Dicroglossidae. The coding region runs from base 1 to 1992 and encodes 663 amino acids.
AUGGUGGAUGAUGAAGAGACCUAUAAAGCAAUGGGAAGUGAAAAAGCUGAUGGGUUCCAUAAGGAUCCUAUGUUAUCACAAAAUGGAGGUCUUAACAAAGGCUCUUCCAAGACUUUCCUCGCAGAAAAUGUCCAGCCCGUUGGUACAAAUCUUACACCUAUAAUGCGCUGCCUGGAAAGAGUUCAUAGACCUAAGAGGAAUGCAUCACAAGAUCAAAACCUACCUCACGUCAUGAAAGGUUCCUCUUCACCCGCCAAGGAGAGACGUGACUCUUGCGUUAUGGAAUGCGCUCGUUUUCAAGCGGGGGAGGAGCCGCCUUUGACUUUUAAAGCUAAGGAACGGAUUGACCUAAACCAUAUGAAGGAAAGAUUAGCAGACUUCAACGUGUAUCCAAAAGCAGAAGCUGCAAAUAGAAAUAGAAACAAAUUGGAAUCAAAAUCCGGUGAGGGUCAACGUUAUGUUGAGACUGAUAUGUGCCCGACAGGAAAUGACCCGACAUUUCCUAUUAAUAACGACCCGUACAUACAAAUGAGUCUGCUAGAGAAUAACAUUGUCGCAUCCCCGGACCGAGCCGGUAUGGAGUACGAAGAAGUGGAAGCGGAAACAGACGAGGGUGCUCGAGGCCUAGCGGACCCCUACGGAGAUCCAAGAUUUGUUCCAUCUCUCAAUGAGGAGAUUGUGUUUAAUUUUCACGAGGCGAGUCAUACGGGCCAGAAACUGUUUGUGUGCAGCGAAUGUGGCGAAUGUUUUCCAAAGAAUUCGCAGCUGGUGGAACAUCAUCGCCUGCACAGCGCUGAAAAACCCUUUGCUUGCCCCGAAUGCGGAAAACAGUUUGCCGACCGCGCCAAUGUCAUCGCGCAUCAGUUGGUGCACGCUAAGCUCUGUGCGCCCGUGAGAGAGCGAUCCUCGGGGGAGGGGCGUGUUGUGUGUUCGGAAUGCGGGAUGACUUUGGCCGACGGCUCCGCCUUUGAGGAGCAUCUAAAAGUUCACAGCCAAGAGAAGGCCUUCGUGUGUCCCGUUUGCGGCAAAAGCUUCAGCAGGAGAGGACAUCUUAGUAACCAUAAAAAAAUUCACAACGGGGGAAAGCCCAUUUCCUAUUCCGAAGGCGGCAAUAAACGCUUCCCCCACAGCAGCUACACGCGGAAGAGAUCGUUUCAGUGCCCCGAAUGCGGAAAAUGCUUCCCGAGCCGCUGCCACCUCGACAGACACCAGCGUGUCCAUACUGGGGAGAAACCGUUUUCGUGCGCGGAAUGCGACAAGCGCUUCACCGACCGCUCGGGCUUGGUCAUACAUCAAAGGAUCCACACGGGGGAGAAGCCUUAUGCUUGUUACGAGUGUGGGAAACGGUUCAGAGACCGCUCGGGACUCGUAGUCCACCAAAGGACGCAUACUGGCGAGCAGCCUUACAAAUGCCUCCAAUGCGGGAAGUGCUUUCACAAUCGGACACGUCUUGACCACCACAAGAGCGUCCACGCCGAGGAGAAGGCCUUCACCUGUUCUCAGUGCGAUCAGGUCUUCCUGGACGUCACCGCUUUUGCUUUGCAUCAGCGCGCUCAUUUUGCUCAAGUGGGAACGGAAAGCUACCCUCCCCAGUUGCUUUCCAAGCAAAGCCAGGAAGCACCCCAGUUGUUUUUGUGCCCGGAGUGCGGGAAAAGCUUUGACGAUCCAUCCGUUCUCUCUCUACACAUAAGCACCCACCGAAUAAAUCCAACCAAAAGUUUCUCUGAGCCUACGCAUUUCGAACCGCAGCACAAGAUUGCUGCUGCCAAGCUGUACCCGCGUUCAGAAGGUGAACAAUCAAGUCAGUUUGCAAGUCAGGGAACGCACGGGUUACAUGCGUGUUCCCAGUGCAAUCAGAGGUUUUCUGAUCUUGCGAGUCUUACGGCUCACGAACAGCAACAUUCGGAAGAGAAACCCUAUAAAUGUGCAAAGUGUGGGGAAUGUUUUGUGCUGAAGGGUUAUCUAAUGAAGCACUUGGAGACUCAUGUGUGA